AUGGGCUCAGCUAAUCCAGGCCGUUCCUGCGCUGCGGGCACAGCUUCUGCUCAGAACCGAGGGAUGGGCUCAGCUAAUCCAGGCCGUUCCUGCGCUGCGGGCACAGCUUCUGCUCAGAACCGAGGGAUGGGCUCAGCUAAUCCAGGCCGUUCCUGCGCUGCGGGCACAGCUUCUGCUCAGAACCGAGGGAUGGGCUCAGCUAAUCCAGGCCGUUCCUGCGCUGCGGGAACAGCUUCUGCUCAGAACCGAGGGAUGGGCUCAGCUAAUCCAGGCCGUUCCUGCGCUGCGGGCACAGCUUCUGCUCAGAACCGAGGGAUGGGCUCAGCUAAUCCAGGCCGUUCGUGCGCUGCGGGCACAGCUUCUGCUCAGAACCGAGGGAUGGGCUCAGCUAAUCCAGGCCGUUCCUGCGCUGCGGGAACAGCUUCUGCUCAGAACCGAGGGAUGGGCUCAGCUAAUCCAGGCCGUUCCUGCGCUGCGGGCACAGCUUCUGCUCAGAACCGAGGGAUGGGCUCAGCUAAUCCAGGCCGUUCGUGCGCUGCGGGCACAGCUUCUGCUCAGAACCGAGGGAUGGGCUCAGCUAAUCCAGGCCGUUCCUGCGCUGCGGGCACAGCUUCUGCUCAGAACCGAGGGAUGGGCUCAGCUAAUCCAGGCCGUUCGUGCGCUGCGGGCACAGCUUCUGCUCAGAACCGAGGGAUGGGCUCAGCUAAUCCAGGCCGUUCCUGCGCUGCGGGCACAGCUUCUGCUCAGAACCGAGGGAUGGGCUCAGCUAAUCCAGGCCGUUCGUGCGCUGCGGGCACAGCUUCUGCUCAGAACCGAGGGAUGGGCUCAGCUAAUCCAGGCCGUUCCUGCGCUGCGGGAACAGCUUCUGCUCAGAACCGAGGGAUGGGCUCAGCUAAUCCAGGCCGUUCCUGCGCUGCGGGCACAGCUUCUGCUCAGAACCGAGGGAUGGGCUCAGCUAAUCCAGGCCGUUCGCCGUUCCUGCGCUGCGGGCACAGCUUCUGCUCAGAACCGAGGGAUGGGCUCAGCUAA
Molecule: messenger RNA, 1029 nt
Organism: Cydia amplana
Lineage: Eukaryota; Metazoa; Arthropoda; Insecta; Lepidoptera; Tortricidae
Product: protein rtoA-like
Exons: 2
Coding region: 1-1029 (342 amino acids)
Source: RefSeq, a predicted model, not a curated record